Molecule: messenger RNA, 1507 nt
Organism: Numida meleagris (helmeted guineafowl)
Lineage: Eukaryota; Metazoa; Chordata; Aves; Galliformes; Numididae
Gene: DNAAF6
Product: PIH1 domain containing 3
Exons: 8
Coding region: 197-775 (192 amino acids)
Biological process (GO): axonemal dynein complex assembly; flagellated sperm motility
Cellular component (GO): cytoplasm
Molecular function (GO): dynein intermediate chain binding; protein-folding chaperone binding
Source: RefSeq, a predicted model, not a curated record
UUACCCUAGCAACGAGGGACGCGGGGGUUGGCGGUGUUGGGGUCUGGGGCGGUUGCCGUGAGGAGGAGGCCAGGCCAACGGGGUCCUAUGUUAUUCUGCGUGACGUGGGGCUUUGUCUUCUGAGACCCGGCUACAAGGGGAAGGCAAGUCUGUAUAACACCGUGCUGCAGGCUCUGAGCUGAGGUGAGGGGCGAGGAUGGAUGUGGAUAUUUCUUCAGUCUCCUCUUUGCAGUCUCUUGCCAAGCUGCUCAGCGAUGCACGCGGGGAUGAUGACGAUGAUGAUGACUUUGGCCCGUGCUGUUCUGACAGUGCCAUGACUCCUGGUAGCAUUGGACCAGUGAAGAAAGAGGCCACUGAUACUUUACAACUGAAACCUGAAAGCAACAAAACUAUUUGGAACACAGAAGAGGUCCCGGAAGGAUCCGAAUUUGACGACACCUGGGAUCCUAGAGAGCAGCCGGAGUAUGAGAUUUUAUUCAAACAGCAGGUGGGAACGGAGGACGUCUUCUUUGGGAUGAGCAGGAAAGACCCUUCCACAGCCUGCUGUGAAGACAUGGUGAUUAAAAUCAAGCUGCCAGAGACGAAGUUCUCAGACAUCACCUUAGACAUCCAGGACAAGGUUCUGGACCUCCGAACUCCCCAAAAGAAGCUACUGCUGCAUCUCCCUUGCCCUGUGGACAGCAAGAAGGGGAAAGCUCGUUUUCUCUCGGAAGAGGAGCUCUUGGAAGUCACCUUAAGGAUGACAAGGGAUUUUGAUUUCAUCAAUUUUGCCUGAUAGAGAAUUGGAGAAACUUUACAAAAGAUGUAUUUUUGUCAAUUGGAGUUUUCAGAGUUUCUUGUCUGUAAUACACUUCCUUAUAACUCUUGGAUAAACCUGGAUGGUGCUCUUAUGCUUCAAUCACUUACCCUAAAGUGGUUCCAUUCCUUGGGUCGGAGUAAUACUGCCCAAUCUCUGCUUUGGUGUUAAUGAUCUGGAAAACAGUUAUGACUCAUCCUAAGCCAUCGGGCACGCUGACAACACUCAGGGGCUACUCCAGUUUGUGUUUGAAGUUUCCAUACAUUGCAUUUGAACAGCUCUCAUUCCAACUCUACGAAGCCACGGGGAGGGGGACGAUGCAGAUGUAGGACGGGCUGAGCUCAUUCCUCCUGGCUCAGUGCUGCGUGUGAUUGCCAAGAAGUGACACCGAGGCUGCGUCUUGGAAGAAGCUCUCCUUGUGGUCCAUGGGCAACGUGCUGCUGUGCUCUUCCGUUUGUGACGUCGGCUACAAGAAGUGGGGGCUUGGCCCUGUAGUUACACACGUGUGCACAUAACGUUUGCCCAAGGGCAUCCCAGAAGCCCACAGCAAAGAGGAAAGUCGAGCUCUGCUCUUCCCAGCCCUAUCCCAGUCCUUGAUCCACAAGAUAGCGUUGUAUCUACCUUUAUAUUUGACUUUCCUAAGCCUUAAAUCAAGCUCUGUUUAAUACGACAUUAAUGUUUGAUACUGACAACGAAGGUGAGUUUGGCUCA